AUGUUCCAGGAUGAAGUACCACUUGAGGAACCUGAAGAAGCAAAUAGCUUUAAGGAAAAUGACCAACAUCCCUCAACAUCCUCUGCUGUUCCUCGUCCCCAAAGACAAGCUGCAGCACUUUGUAAUGUAAAAAUGAGGGAUUGGCUAAUUCCAAAAUCAAACAUACAGCAAAACAGUGUAUUGACUGUUGAGAGCUCUGAUGAUGAUUCCCUUCCAGAUAUUCCAGACACUUACAGGAAUUAUGUUGAUGUAGCAUGUAUUUCAUCCGAUUCAUCCUCUGAAUCAGAAAUAGACAAAACAAAUUAUCCUGAAUUGACUGCAGAGCCUGAGGAAGCUGACCCUUUGUUCACCCUGACAACAUUGUCAUCCAAAAUUCAAACAUCUGCUGUUACGCGCUUCAAUGUAAACAGACAAAAUGUUUGGGAGUGCACCAUCAGAAAACUUAAAAAGAAAGAUUUUAUGCCAUUUAAUGACCUUCUUAUUAAGUUUUCUGAUUAUUAUGGAGAAAUGGAAGAAGGGAUUGACCAAGGUGGUCCCAAGAGGGAAUUUUUAGAUCUUUUGAUGGAGUAUACCCUCAACUCCUCACUGUUUGAAGGAUCUCUGACAUCCAAAUACUUGUCGUGGAACAAAAAAGCAUUUGACAAUGAUGACUACUACUAUGCGGGAAUAGUCAUUGGAUUAUCUCUGGUUCAUGGAGGUCCAGCGCCUCGAUGCUUUGAUCCUUCAUUUGUUAAAGCACUUCUUAGAGGGCCAGCAUCUGUAAAGGUGACCAUAGAAGAUAUGCCAAAUGAGGAACUAAAAUCAAAAUUAGAAAAGAUCCUUGGAGCCAAAACCCAAAUUUCCAGAGAAAAAUCCAUAGAAAAACUAUCAGGCUUACUAAGUCUUGCAGGUAUAGAUGCAGUCUGUCAAACUGCAGAAGAGACAGAGGCAAUGGUUUGUAGGGUGGUCCACUGGUAUCUCUUUGACAGAUCUGCACAGGCAUACAAACGGUUCUGUGAUGGGCUCAACAGGUUGGAUAUUGUAAAAAAUUUUCAAAGUUUGCAUAAGCUGUUCGUAUACAAGAAGAUCAAGUUUUCAAUAGAAUCUUUUGAAAGCCUUUUUGAAUAUCAGCUUGCAGAAAAAGGUUCAAACCAGAGAAAUGCACAAAAUGUGGUUCUUGGUUGGUGGAGAGACUUUUUAGAAGAAGUAGAAGAAGGUGAUACACCUUUGACUUAUUCAAAGAUCCUUCAUUUUGCCACAGGAGCAAAGGAGCCCCCACCACUUGGAUUUACUCCCAAACCAAGCAUUUGUUUUUGGCAAGAAAAACUGCCCAAAGCAGUUACAUGCACAAAUACUCUCCAUCUACCAACCUCAAAUUCCACCUACAAAGAUUUCAAGAACAGCAUGGAAUUUGGGGUUUUAAAUACUGAGGGAUUUUUGUUAUUCUAA
Messenger RNA from Saccostrea echinata, 1428 nucleotides. Its product is annotated as G2/M phase-specific E3 ubiquitin-protein ligase-like. Lineage: Eukaryota; Metazoa; Mollusca; Bivalvia; Ostreida; Ostreidae. The coding region runs from base 1 to 1428 and encodes 475 amino acids. Gene Ontology annotation, biological process: positive regulation of protein catabolic process; protein polyubiquitination; proteasome-mediated ubiquitin-dependent protein catabolic process. The record is from RefSeq and is a predicted model, not a curated record. Gene Ontology annotation, molecular function: ubiquitin-protein transferase activity. The transcript has 8 exons.